CCCAGCCUCUGACCUCCUUUUUGGGUGUAUGUGUGUGUGUUGCUGUGGGGGUGGGAAGUGUUGAUUCACCGCGUUUGGAAGGCGAAACGAGAAUUUGCGCAAAUAAAUGCAAGCAAGCAAGCAAGCAGCCAUUAUGAAUACCAUCUUUCUGUGACUGGAGGCUCCUAACAGGAAACCUUCCAUCCAUCAAUGCACUGCCAAUGGGUUAUAUCCUUCGUUGUGACCUCAUGGUUUAAGCGGGCAUAAAGAUGAGUAUAAGCAGUGAUGAGGUUAACUUCCUCGUAUAUAGAUACUUGCAAGAGUCCGGGUUUUCUCAUUCAGCAUUUACCUUUGGUAUCGAGAGCCAUAUCAGCCAGUCUAACAUCAACGGUGCUCUGGUGCCCCCAGCUGCAUUGAUAUCCAUCAUCCAGAAAGGCUUGCAGUAUGUAGAGGCGGAAGUCAGUAUUAAUGAGGAUGGUACUUUGUUUGACGGUAGGCCGAUAGAGUCCCUCUCGCUGAUAGACGCCGUAAUGCCAGAUGUGGUACAGACGAGGCAGCAAGCCUACAGAGACAAGCUUGCUCAGCAACAAGCGGCGGCUGCAGCAGCAGCAGCGCCGCCGCCAAACCAACAAGGGUCUGCAAAAAAUGGUGAUAAUAACACUGCAAACGGAGAGGAAAAUGGCGCCCACACAAUAGCAAAUAAUCAUACAGACAUGAUGGAAGUGGACGGCGAUGUUGAAAUCCCGCCUAACAAAGCAGUAGUGCUGCGUGGCCAUGAAUCUGAAGUAUUCAUCUGCGCCUGGAACCCUGUUAGUGAUCUUUUGGCCUCAGGAUCUGGAGAUUCAACGGCAAGAAUAUGGAACCUUAGUGAAAACAGUACCAGUGGAUCCACGCAGCUGGUCCUUCGGCACUGUAUACGAGAAGGGGGCCAAGAUGUACCCAGCAACAAAGAUGUGACAUCCCUGGAUUGGAAUAGCGAUGGUACGCUUCUAGCAACGGGGUCGUACGACGGAUUUGCAAGGAUAUGGACUAAAGAUGGUAAUCUCGCCAGCACGUUAGGGCAACAUAAAGGUCCCAUAUUUGCAUUAAAAUGGAACAAGAAAGGCAACUUCAUUUUAAGUGCGGGCGUGGACAAGACCACAAUUAUUUGGGAUGCACAUACUGGAGAAGCCAAGCAGCAGUUUCCUUUCCAUUCUGCACCAGCACUAGAUGUUGACUGGCAGAGCAACAACACGUUUGCCUCCUGUAGCACCGAUAUGUGUAUUCACGUCUGUAAGUUAGGCCAAGAUAAGCCCAUCAAAACCUUCCAGGGCCACACAAAUGAAGUAAAUGCAAUCAAAUGGGAUCCCACUGGUAAUCUUCUGGCGUCUUGUUCUGAUGACAUGACUUUAAAGAUCUGGAGUAUGAAACAAGAUAGUUGUGUCCACGAUCUCCAAGCUCACAACAAGGAAAUUUAUACUAUCAAAUGGAGUCCUACAGGGCCAGGAACAAACAACCCAAAUGCCAAUCUUAUGUUAGCAAGUGCAUCCUUUGAUUCUACGGUUAGGUUAUGGGAUGUAGACCGAGGGAUCUGCAUCCACACCUUGACGAAACAUCAAGAACCUGUGUACAGUGUAGCUUUCAGUCCUGAUGGCAGGUACCUGGCCAGUGGCUCUUUCGACAAAUGUGUACACAUCUGGAAUACACAGACGGGUGCUCUAGUGCAUAGUUAUCGGGGAACAGGAGGCAUUUUUGAGGUUUGCUGGAACGCAGCAGGAGACAAAGUUGGAGCAAGUGCUUCAGAUGGUUCAGUUUGUGUACUAGACCUACGGAAAUAGCGCUACUAGUUGGAAGCCAUGGACCGACUAUGAAUGUGUACAUAGCCAAAAUGACUGUCCCUUGACCCACGUACUGCUAUAGUCCCAAUUGAACCAUGGCCAGUCCACUACAGCCAAACCCGAAAGAAUUAUAUAUACAUAUACUGUAUAUUAAAAAAAGCAAAAACAAACGAUUACAACCCUGAAGAAGAUGACAGAGUUUUGUCACAGCUUGUGAAGCCUGUUCACCAAGUGCUGGGAUCUGCUGUGCCCCCCCUUGUCCCCCCCACCCCAAAAAAUAACAUGUAAGCAUUUUGGAAAUGGGGGGAAAAAACCAGGAAGAGAGAAAGAGAGAAACCUAACCGUAUACGGGCAGCCUGUUGAGUGUACCAAAUCUGGCUGCCUUUCUUUUUCCUCCUUCCUCUUCCCUUCACCCUUCCUAACGCUUUGAAAGAUUGGAUUUCUCCCCCCACCCUUCUUUUUGGCUUUCUCAAUAGGUGAUGAGCAGUUUUUGUGUACAGGGAGAAUGGAUUUUCAUAAUCCUGCGACAGUAGUUCGUUCAUUGCUUUCCUCCCACGCUUGCCUCUUGUUUAGUUUUUACUGAUGCACAAUGCAAAGGUGUGAAUCUGCUUCUCGGUGGUGGUGGUGGUUCUUUUCACUCAGAAUUGGGGUUGGGGGGGGGAAUCAUCCUUUCGCAGCAGUUCUUUUGGAAAUGUUUUUUUAAAAGAUGUAGACAUCUGAAACGUGUUGUGGGUAUCUGCUCACAGUUUAGGCAGGGAAGGAGGAAACAAAGCAGAACCUUUUGAAACAUGGAAGUUUGACAUUCCUUUAUAUUAAUAAGAUCCAUUAGUUAUGGGCUCACAUAUUGGGGGUGGGAGGGGGUGGCUUCUUUUGGUAGUGACUGCUCCAAAAGGCAGUACUUCCUUUAAGAUCUUUCUGCCAAACGUAAAAGGGUACAAAGUGUGCAAAAACUAGACCGAUGUUUGGGACAUGAGCACACGGUGGGUUCAGAAUUGUGUGGCCUGUCCGACUGGAAGUUUGUGUGUUGGAUUUAUAUUUGCAUAUGGGCCUGCGCAUUGCUCAUGGGGCAUCUGCCUAAUCUGUACUCCUUGGACUCAAGUGGUUGGUCUGGGUUGGGGGGUGGGCUGGUGCAGACCUGUGUGUCCCCGCCAUGUGUACGUUCCAAGCUGUGGCUUAGGAGUACAAUAACAACAAAAUGGAUCCUCUUUUUCUUUGAAACCAUAGUCAUGGACCAAUUGUGUACUGCUAAGAGAAGGAAUGCAACAGUGGAGAAAAGGGAUUGGUUCGUGUUCAAAUUCGUCUGGGCGAGUGUUUUUGCUACAACUUCUGUGAGAGUUUUUUGCCCAUUCUUACUCAGAUGUCUAGUGUAACCAAAUUCCAAAUUAAAAGUAUUUUUGAUUUUU
This is a messenger RNA of Elgaria multicarinata webbii, 3199 nucleotides long. RefSeq names its product TBL1X/Y related 1 (gene TBL1XR1). Gene Ontology annotation, biological process: regulation of transcription by RNA polymerase II. NCBI's taxonomy places the organism in Eukaryota, Metazoa, Chordata, Lepidosauria, Squamata, Anguidae. Gene Ontology annotation, molecular function: protein binding; transcription corepressor activity. Bases 249 to 1796 code for a protein of 515 amino acids. The record is from RefSeq and is a predicted model, not a curated record. Gene Ontology annotation, cellular component: histone deacetylase complex. The transcript is spliced from 16 exons.